UCUGUACGUUACUGAUCAGUAAGAUGGAAAACAAUUUUCUAUUUUAAAUAAAGAAAAUAAAACAAUAACUAUUUAUCAAGUUGUGAAACAACAAAGAAAGUUAAGUGCGUAAAAAACGACAAUUGAAAAUAAUCUACAAUUUAUUUCACUUGCUGAAAAAAGUGAAAAAAUAAGUGACAAAAUACAUCUAACCUUCGUUUCAUUGUUGCUGGCGAUGAUUGCUGUCUGUCACUGAUACACACAUUUACUUAAAAAUAAUUUUUAAAUGACAACAACAUCAUUUGAUGAAUUGACAAUUUUGACGUGCGAGAAUUCUAUAUAGAUUUUUGUGAAAUUAAAGACUUUUGGUGAAGGACAAUGUUAGAGUGCAUUUGUCAAAGGUAUAAUUACACUGAGAAAUUGAAGAAAUUAGUAGAAUUAUUAAAAUGACGAAGAAUAAUAGUGACAUUAAUGCUCAAACUCACGAAACCUUGAGAAAUAAUUUUGAAGGUUAUGACGGAGUCGAUGAGCUGUCAAAAUAUGUGUCAAAACGGCGAGAAAUGCAUGUGCUUGUGGCGUGGAAAUGAACGUGUUUCUUUUACAUUUGAAGAUCCAUUAAAUGGAUGUAUUAAAAAAUUGAGCAAUGUCAAGGAGCAUAUUUUUCUUGCGACAUCAACAUUCGACUUGUAUCAUGGAACAGUUUUAUGCGAGACAAAUCCAUCGUCUGAUACUAUUUUGUUCUCGAUUACGUUUAAAAGAGCUCAAUUUUAUGCUGUUGAUAUAGAUGCUAAUAGUGAAUAUUUAUUUAUAGUUAAUGCCGAUGGCCAUGUCUUGAAAAUAAAUCCCCAGGAUCUUAAUAUUGUACAGACUAUUAUUCUUAAGGAUGACAUUAAAUUCUGUUGCCAUGGUUACGAGCAGGAUAAUGAGAUAUCGAAAAUAAAAACAAUAGCUGUUAAUGAUGAUUCAGCUCUCUUUGCAACUGAGAAUGGACAACUUUGGGCGAGUGGUAAUCAUCCGGAAUUGGAAAUAAAUUCCGUGGAACCAAAAAAAGUGAUAUUUUUCGAAGGAAGAGUUGUAUUCGAUUUGGCGUGUGGCUUUAAUUUUCAUGCCGUUAUUGUUAGAAAAAUUAAUCGUACACUAAAAGAAGACACGGACAGUGAAAAUGAACUCGACGAUCAAGUAUUUGUAAAAUCAUGUCCACAAUGUUUGAAUAAUGCAAUGAUUAGUCCAGUGAGUGUGGCAUCAUCAGACACUUAUCCCAUGGGACAUCACGUUCAAAAUUUCAGCGAUCGUUCUUCAAAUUCAUUGAGCGCAAUUUCAAGUGCAAGUAAAGAUGAUGUUCUAAUUUGUAGUGUCUCGGAGAAUUUGAGCAAUUAUCACGAGCCACUUGUCAAUGGAAUUUCCGAAUCGGAGAAAAAGAAUGUCAUGUUCAUCAAUACAGAGGCGGCGAAACAAUUUUUAACACGACAAUUGUCCUGGGUUUCAUCCUAUGGAAGUGGAAAGGACGAAAUAUAUAUUGACGGUGCCGAUAAUCCGACAAAUUUGCUAAAACAAAAUGUUUCAAAUAUGGCAAAUUUAGUGUACGAGGGUGUGAAAACGGUGGGCGAUAAAGUUGCGACAUUAUCUAGACAUGUGAGUGGAAGUUCAGAUGUUAAUGAUCAAGAGAAUGAGAAAGAUUUGGCUAAAAUUGAGGAGAAUAAACGAACGCAGAGUAGUUUAAUUCAUAGUUUGCGAUGUGAGGAAUUUCCCUGGUCAUCGAGCGCUGGAUCGUCGGAGCAUGAACUCUCUCAACAGGGUUUAAAUGAAAGGAUUAAUCUCCUUGUUCGCGAGGGUAAUAAUUUACUGUCAACUGAACUUUGGACCUGGGGUGAUGUGAAACACGGUCAAUUGGGAACUGGUGACACUGUUAAACGACCGAGACCAGUUUUAGUGACAAAAUUAUCGCAAACUGGUGUUAAAAAAAUAUCCUGCGGCUCGUUUCACACAGUUGCGAUAACACUCGACGGCCGAGUAUUCACCUGGGGUAGAAAUAAUUGCAAGCAAACCGCAAAUGAAUGGAAUUCCUGUCAAAGUGCUCCUCUAAUGUUCACCACGUCAAGAGUUUCAAAAUUAUCGAAUUAUCCCAGUAAUGAGAGAGCAAAGGACAUGUCAGCUGGAACUGAACACACUUUUAUUUUAAUGCAACCGGCCUUAUUACUUUUUCUCGGAAGAUUUCAUUAUUCCUACGAUGGUGUCAAUAAAAUUGAUUCAUCGAGUGAAUUAUGUGGAGUUUAUGACGCUUCAAAUGUUGAGGAUUUCUCAUGGAAUAGUUUGAGUCGUAUUCUAUGCUCGGGACCGUUCAGCUGUUGUACAACAACAAGUCCAUCGGCAAACGAAAUAUCCGAGGAUUUCAUAAAUGAACAAAUAUUUCUCGAAGAAUUAAUAUCAUUUUAUCAACAUUUAAUUCGACCAUUUCAAAAAAAGGGCGCUGCGGCAAAUGAAUCGAAUGUUUAUGAAACACUUUGUCGAUGUUACACUGAAUUAAUGAAUAUCACGGCAUUAAAUGUUCAAAGUUUAUCCGAUUAUUAUAAUAAUAUGGGAAAAACUUAUGAAGUUACAAUUAUUGCAAAUGUCGAUGAAUGUGUCGCUAUUUAUAAAUAUUAUUUAAAUGCUAUUUGUGAUGUUAUAUCGCUCAGUGGUUUUACGCAUAUUGCAAGAAUAAUUGAACUACCUCAGGCAAUGCCAAAAAAAUUACACGAUUUAAAAGCACUGGGAACGAGGAAAAUUAAUAAUGAAAAUGUUAUUGCAACUUCAUUGCAAAAUCCAUUGUUUGGUCUCAAUAGAUAUAAAACGAUGAUAAAUAAUUUAAUAAAGUGUAAUGGUUCAAAAAUGGGUAUUGAACGACUCAAGGAGGCAUUAAGUAAAUGGGAGAGGAUUAUUGAUGAACAAGAGAAACGACAGAGAGAAGCUGAGAUUACGAAACAAUUUUGGGAAGGAUCGGGAAAGUUGAUUGAAUUAUUGAGAUCGCCAGAGAGAAGAUUAAUUAGAGAGUCGAGAACUCAUCCAAUAUCGGUAUUGAAUUCGGGAAGAUUUACAACUCAUUGGUUUGUUUUAUUGACUGAUAUUUUUAUUCAUAUCACUGGAAGUUCGCAUGUUUCUUAUCCACUGCCAACACUGUGGGUGGAACCUCUUCAGGAUUCAGAUACACUACAGAAUGCACUAUCAGUGACAACACCGGAAAGUAAUAUUACACUUUAUGCUCCUACGGCUGUGGCGAAAAAUGAAUGGAUGCAAUCGCUUCAUGCAGCGAUAAAUUGCAGUUUACCGAGAGUCGUUGGCCAUAAGCCACCAAUGGCUCGAAAUAGUACCUUCACAUUUACAAAGCAUCCAGUUUAUAAGGAUGCUAAAUAUACGGGUCGCUGGUUUAAUGGGAAACCAGACACAGAUGAAUCUUAUGGUCAAAUGGAUUGGCCCGAUGGUAGAAUGUAUAAAGGACAAUUUUCCAAAGGUGUUAUAAAUGGUUAUGGAACAAUGCACAAUUUGACGCAAGGAAUUUAUAAGGGCCAGUGGAAGGACGGACAACAAAAUGGUUAUGGAACUAUGAAGUACAUGAAUGGAGAUGUUUACGAAGGAUAUUUCAAAGAUGGGAGUCCGCAUGGUCAUGGGACGAAAAAAGAAGGUCAUUUUAUGGCUUCUGCCGCCUCUGUCUAUAUUGGAGAAUGGGUGUCCGGAGUAAAACAAGGCUACGGAAUCAUGGAUGAUAUUAUAACGGGUGAAAAAUAUAUAGGCUCUUGGAGCAAUAAUAUGAAACAUGGCUGUGGAUUAAUUGUGACAUUAGAUGGAAUUUACUACGAAGGUGUCUUCGUUCAAGAUGUUUUAACGGGUUAUGGCGUGAUGGUUUUCGAGGAUGGCACACAUUACGAAGGAGAAUUCAAAUCGGCUGGUAUUUUUUGUGGAAAAGGGACUUUAACAUUUUUCAGUGGCGAUAAAUUAGAGGGAAAUUUAAGUGGAGCUUGGAAUGAGGGAAUUAAAGUUAACGCGACAUUGCAUAUCAAAAAAGCUAAUGACAAUUCGCAUAAUACACCUAAACCAACUUGCUUUGGAAAAUUAUUCACACCACCGGAAUUACCAAAAUCAUUUGGAAAACUUUGUGUGCCUCCUGAUCAAAAAUGGAAAGCAAUAUUUCGUCACUGUUAUCAGCAGCUCGAUGUACCUGAACCUGGAAAUAAAAGUGCAGUUAAAUUCAAUGAAACACAAAAAUUAUGGGACAAUGUUGCGGUUAUUAUUUCAAAUUCAUAUCAUAAGAAAUUGAAAUUUAGUAAAACAACAAAAGACUCAAUGAAAAAUGAAGUGGCAAUAGAUACUUUAUCAAAAAUACCAGAUUUUGGAAGAGAUAAAUUAAAUUUAACAAUUUAUGAUGAAAUUCAUCAAUAUUUGUCGAUAGCAUUUGAAAGUAGUCAUCAUCCAUUGGGAAAAUUAUUAACGGAACUCACAACAGUUUAUACUGCCACUUAUGGAGGAGUGAGAGUUCAUCCGUUAUUAAAAACUCAUGCAGUUAAUGAAUUAAGAAGUCUCACUACAAGAAUUUAUGAAAUUAUUACUCUAUUCUUUCCGGCAAUGCCAGAAAAUGGUGGUGAAUGUCUAUCGGUAAUUGAGAAACUUGAGGAUGUCAAAGAAAUGUCGUCUGAUGAAACGAAUAAGGGAGAAUUAUCUAAACCGCAGGAAUUAGAGGAACGAAAAGUGAGAAUUGAUGCAGCAAUUUUGCAUCCAGUUUUGCUUCCAAGAGUUCAUUCAGCUCUAUUUUUCCUCUACGCUUUGGAUAAUAAAAAGGACGACGAUGCUUAUUGGAAGCGACUAAUUAAAUGGAAUAAGCAACCCGAUAGUACUUUAACAUCUUUUCUAGGCAUUGAUCAAAUAUUCGGCGAAAGUAACUCAGUUGAACAAGAUUCUAAAGAACCACUAUUUAGUAAGGCAAUUGAAACUUUGCAACAAUUGAAGACAACAUUUACGCCCUUGGAGAAAUUGAAAGUAGUUCAUAAUACAGUGAAGCAAGUGGAGCAGGUGGCUAAAGCGAAAAUGGGUUCUUCCUAUAAUUUAAUAAUGGACGAUCUGUUUCCUGCUUUUAUUUACGUGGUAGUAAGAGCUAGUGUUCUUCAGUUGGGAAGCGAGAUUAAUUUUAUUACCGAUUUCAUUCAAGACUCACGUUUAGAGAAUGGCAAAUUUGAUUUUGCAUUCACCACUCUCACGGGCUCUUAUCAUUACAUUCUUCACGAGAAGAUGACAAACGAAUGAUGCAGAGAAAGUGGAGUUUUGUCUGCUGUGCAAACUGUGAGAGCAUCUAAAAAACUAUGAACAAUAUUUUCUUCAAAGCAAAGCCAAUGACUUCUGUGAUUAUAGAGAUAUCAGGCUAUUAGAACCUUAUUAUUUUUAUCUACAUAGAACAGAACAAUAGCAACAAAAAUAUGUGCCAGGAACAGAGUCCAAUUGUGUUAUAUUUUGCAUACACUUAAAUAUUUUUUCAAAUUGGUACAAAAACCUUACCAAUUUUAAAAAAAACUGAUCUAGUCCCUCUUUCAUCGACUAAAAAAAUCGAAGAUUUUCAUUUCUUGAAUUUAAUUUUCUUGACUAUGAUUUAAAAAUGAAAAUUGAAUUAAUUAUACAC
Leptopilina heterotoma is the source of this 5620-nucleotide messenger RNA. It is a transcript of the gene Als2, whose product is annotated as alsin. Bases 493 to 5250 code for a protein of 1585 amino acids. Lineage: Eukaryota; Metazoa; Arthropoda; Insecta; Hymenoptera; Figitidae. The transcript is spliced from 14 exons. The record is from RefSeq and is a predicted model, not a curated record.